GUCACUUGGGCCCUUUAUUGAAAUCUGUCUUUGCCUUGACGUUAUGUGCACAUGAUGAUGUUACCAGUUGUAAAAUGGUUUUGACCGGGAAAAUGGUGAAGCAAACAUAAAAUUGUAAUUGUUACAAUUAAAGUGGAAACCAAAUAACAGUUUAAAUAGAGGUUAGAGUUGUAUUAAGUGUAAUUUAAAGCUGUAAUGAUUAAAGUUAACUGUUUACUUGCUUUUACAGCAAUCAACUGGAUCUUGGUCAUAAACAAAGUGAAUGGUACAAUUGAAUUGGAUGAGACAAGCAACCGUAACAACAAUAACAACCAGUAUUUCAAUAAAUCAAUUGGUGAUUAUCAAUGUGAUCAAUAUCAGGAUGCUGUUGAUGCUCCUGAUGCUACUUGGGAACCAGAUCAACCUUUAGUGUAUACAAGAUGGUCGAUAAUAAAAGGGUUUACUCGUAAAUUAAAAGGAAUUAAGGUUGCUCAUUUCUUGGGUAUUCCUUAUGCUCAACCACCAAUUGGUGAUUUACGUUUUAAAAAGCCUCGACCCUUACAGCCAAGGAAUGGUUAUGGGGCUGAUGGAAGAGAUGAGGACAAGAUUUUCAAAGCUUUCGAUUAUGGUACAGCUUGUAUGCAAAAGAUUUCCCUCAUCUUAAACUUCUCACAUGUUCCAAUAUCAGAAGAUUGUUUGUACAUGAAUGUUUACACUCCAUUAGAUAGCUUACCACAAGACUCAUCAACUGGUUCAGUUAAACCUUUACUACCUGUAUCUGUUCACAUCCAUGGAAGUGCUUUUGUUUAUUUAUCAUCAGCAGAUCCUCUUUUUUAUGGUGGCUAUCUAUCAGCCAAGGCAAACGUAGUUGUAGUUACCUUUAACUAUCGUUUAGGUUUGUUUGGUUUAAUGUAUGGCCAUGAUAAAUUAAUUCCGGGUAACUUGGCUCUUUAUGAUCAACGAGCAGCCCUUAUUUGGGUAAGACAAAACAUUGCAGCCUUUGGUGGUGAUCCUGGUCAGGUAACCCUUUCUGGUCACUCUUCUGGUGCCACUUUUGCAUCUCUUCAUCUUUUCUCGACCCAAUCAAGAUAUUUAUUUAAAAGUGCUGCUAUUUUGUCAGGAACGGCAACCUCACGAUCAGCAACCGAUUCACGAUCUGCUGCUUUGGCCAAGACGAGAAAACUGGUCUCUAAAGUUGGUUGUUCAGAGGCAAAUGUUGAUAAAAGCCAUUAUAAUGAAGUUACUGAUGACCAGUUGUCUCAGUACGAGAUUGACUGUCUAAUGGCUAAAGAUGCUUACGAUUUGAUUGAAGCUCAACCUGAUGUAAACAAAGAGAUUUUUGAAUGGGGUGAAAUGUGUUCUCUUGAAAUUUUCUUACCCUUCUAUGGUAGCCCCAUGUUUCCUGAAUCUCCUGACUCGAUGUUAUCUAAAGGAGACUUUCGUCGGGACAUAUCAAUUCUAGUGGGCCGAGUUCCAGUUGAAUCAGCUCGUGGUAUCACUCAAAUAACCUGGAAUGUCGAUGUGGUUCGAGAUAGAAUGAGAAAUGAGAUAAAAACUGUUUUAAAAGACAAUUCAACUGGCAACAUUGAAAGAGUCUUGGAAUAUUAUUUUAAUGACUGUAAAACUGGUGAUAUUAGACAAAUUGCUGAAGCUGUUUUCAACCUUUUCAAUGACAUUUGCUGGCACUGUCCUAAUUUAAUGUUGUCCUCGCAAUGGUCAAAAUACAACAGAGUCUACCUUUACUCUUAUACCUACAAAUCAAACCAUUUGGGCGAUCUUGACUUGGCACAACUCUUUGGUGCCUAUCACACUGAAGAUGUUUCCCUGAUAUUUGGUUUUCCCUAUAGUUAUUGUUCCCAUUACUCGGAUUCCGAUAGAUUGGUUUCUUCUUACAUGAUGAACCUUUGGUCAAACUUUCUCUACACUGGUACAGGUGAUUGGCCAAUCGUUAUGAAACAUUAUUCAGUUACUUUACCUUUUCACCAACAAAUCACUGGAAUCUGGAAUCAAAAGGCAGACAAACUGGAUGAUAAACAAUAUAUUUGUAGGCUUCUUAAUUACUAAAUUACAUAUGUGUGUGUGUGUCAAAACCUAACAAAAUUUCAGAUUCUUAGGCUAUAACUAGCUAAACGUUAUAUCAUUUUUGAUCAAGUUGACAGUUUCAUGAUUGAAGGUUUAAUUUAAUCAACCAUAACUUUGUAUGAUCUCAAGUUAUUAUAAUCAAAUUUAACUUGUCAGUCAAAUGGUCUUGAAGCUAAGUGAAAGAAGAGAAUGAAAAAUUGUUAAUUAGGUUUACAAUAUACAAUUGGAAAGCAAACCAGAUAAAUUACAAAAAUAGAUGUAAUGUAUUAAUAAAUCUUAAAUAUUUCCCCGUCCA
Molecule: messenger RNA, 2356 nt
Organism: Tetranychus urticae (two-spotted spider mite)
Lineage: Eukaryota; Metazoa; Arthropoda; Arachnida; Trombidiformes; Tetranychidae
Product: acetylcholinesterase-1-like
Biological process (GO): acetylcholine catabolic process; choline metabolic process
Cellular component (GO): plasma membrane
Molecular function (GO): acetylcholinesterase activity
Source: RefSeq, a predicted model, not a curated record